AUGGCUUAUGGGUGCUACUUCUCUGUGGUUAUUCUAGCGUUGUGGUUUAUGACCACAUUUACGGUGGCGGCCCCAACCGAUGAUUGCAAUAUAGGAAUAAGUGGGGAACAAGCCACUACCCUCAAAGCCUGGGUGACAGAAUCGCCACGUGCUGUUGGUUAUGUUCUGACAAACGAUCCCGUCUUGGAAGAGGUAGCGAAGUGCGUUCUCGUCCCAUAGUAAGACAGGAAGAGUGAAGAAACCAACAGACAUCCAGGAAGAAACCGGCUAUGUGGGGGAAGGGGGAGGGGGAGGGCGGUAAGGCCCGGGUCACUGAGGUUCUGGAGGGAGUACAUAUGACUCUCAAUGGGCAAAAGAUGUUCCUGAAGGGUAAGGGGGAGAAUCCCGGGACGAGAGGUAUCCCCCAAGGGUGGUCAGAUGCAGUGAAGUCUGAGGAUCAGAGUGUUCAAGACGGUGGGUAUCUGACCCAGUUAUCCACCCUUUAGUGUCCCGUUUGAGUUACCUACAAAAUCUAGCAACCUUUCUCCCUUUAGAUUUUAAGAAAUCGAUGCAAGUUAAGCCCAAAGUAGGCUCCUGGCGGACCUCCACUGACAGUAGUUUCAGGAUAACAGCGGCGCUUGUCAAGGAAGGUCUGGGAGAGGAGGCUGCAAAAGAGGCCGCGGUUCUGGUAUGGGGUAUGCUAGAUUUAUCCAACCCGCGCAAUAUUGAUAGUGCGGAAAUAACUUUAAUUGUUUUAAUGCUAAUAUGUGGGUUAAGGUAAACAGGAGGAGAGUCUGCCCGGGGAACGCACCGUUGAACCCAAGAGACCGGAAGCUCCUCCUGAGGGUGAUUGCUAG
Messenger RNA from Tuber aestivum (summer truffle), 836 nucleotides. The record is from the annotation of a GenBank genome assembly. Lineage: Eukaryota; Fungi; Ascomycota; Pezizomycetes; Pezizales; Tuberaceae.